AAACUGGGUCACGAUUUGUCUGGAUGUGUGUCACUCUGUCAUGAAGAGUUCACGGAACAUUGAAGAAUAAAUCAAAAACAACUGAAAAUUAAUGGAGUUUAAUGCUGAAUAUUAACAUCAUAUAUACAAUACAGACUUGUGUAGAAGGAGAUGGCGAUGGCCUUAUGAAAAAAGUUUCAGAUUUGGUUUCCACAAUAUUAUGAAUACUACCACAAUGGGCAAAGAGGCAAGCUUGGAUGGACUAGAGUUUGAUGGUGAUACUGUACUUUGUCGAGUAUGUGGAGACAAGGCUAGUGGCUUCCACUAUGGGGUACAUGCUUGUGAAGGCUGCAAGGGAUUUUUCCGUCGCAGCAUUCAACAGAAGAUACAAUACAGACCUUGUUUAAAAAAUCAACAAUGUAAUAUUAUGAGAGUAAACAGAAAUAGAUGUCAGUAUUGUAGGUUGAAGAAAUGUAUUGCAGUUGGUAUGUCCAGGGAUGCUGUCCGAUUCGGACGUGUCCCAAAGAAAGAGAAAGCUCGAAUCAUCGAACAAAUGCAUCGUGUUAACUGUCAGACUCAGGUUAACCAGCUUCAUACCUUACUACAGAAUCCAGAUGAUCUCAUUCAAGCUGUUAUUUUGGCACACAGACAGACUAACACAAUACCUCCUCAAAAUGUUCAGUCCAUGAGAGAGGCAGCAUUGUGCAAUAACGAUUUCCUAAACGUCCCUGCUCACAUGGCUUGCCCAUUGAAUGCCCAGCUUGCCCGAGACCCAAACGAUAACAGUCCGGAAUGGGAGGACUUUUAUGAUUUCUACACACCCGCCAUUAUCUCUGUGGUAAACUUUGCCAAAUCUGUUCCUGGCUUCUGUAUUCUUAAUCAGGAUGAUCAAGUCACUUUACUGAAGGCAGCAACAUUUGAAGUUUUACUGGUCAGACAUGCUUGUUUGUUUGAUACAGAGAAUGGAACAAUGAUGUUUACAUGUGGAAAACUCUUCAAACGUCCACCUCCAGAUUCCACCAAUUCUGCUGGCCUGUUGGACUCGAUGUUUGAUUUUGCCGAGAGGUUCAACAUGUUAAAGUUGGCGGAAGAAGAAAUAGCUUUGUUUUCUGCAAUAGUUUUGUUGUCUCCUGAUCGUCCAGGUUUACGAAAUGUAGAACAGAUUGAGAAACUACAGAACAAACUAACAGAAAGUUUACAGACUGUGAUAAACACAAAUCAUAAAGAGGAUACAACUCUGUUUGCUAAACUACUGAUGAAAACUACUGAUUUACGUACUCUAAAUACUCUACACUCAGAAAAGUCAAUAGGACAAACAGAAGGAGAGUCAGGGGAUGGUAAAAUGGAAACAAAUAAAACAAUAUCUGAUUCUAGAUCUGAAGGUUCGUCGCCAUCUGAUCAGUCUGGCGCUACAGGCUACGACUCAGGCUGUGGUUCGUAUGACGGAAGCACAGGCUCUGGAAUAAGAUUCCCUAAUGAUGCCCACCAAGUGGUUCUUAAAACACCUUACGGAACUUUUUAUAAAGAGGAAAAUGCUGGAUAUUAUGGUCUGGUUCCAGACAUGCCACGGAGACGAUGUCACACGUUAGACAGGGAAACAGUGACAAGACCCAGAUUACAUACUAUUGAUGAAGGAAAUCGAAGACGGAAUACUUUAGAUAGAGACUAUAUGAAUAAAAUGGUGAACAAGUUGAGUGAUAAGUUAGAAAAGCGUGCAGCCAUUCGAGGAGACAGUAUGCCACCUUCGAUAUGUAACAGUGCUGCAAGCAGUCCCAUUCCUGAGGAAUUUCAUGCUUAUCUGAAUAGAACCCAUCACGAUUUUAUUCCUAUAUCAAUGGCUGAUUCUACAAGUGCUUGUAGUUCUCGUGCCAGUCCAGCAUUUUCUAGGGACUCAUUACUUCCCUUUGGUUCUUCAUCUCCUGGAUCUCCAAAUUCUAGGUCAAGGUCAGGUUCUAUGGGACAGGACGAAUUUGGCCCUAUGAGGCCCAGAUGCUAUAGUUUUCAUAUGAACAGUGAAGGUCGAGCUUCCCGAGUUCCACGGAAUCUAUCGGCUUCAAUGUAUUCUGACGAAAGAAUCUCCCCUGAUGAUCUCCAGUAUCGAUUAAAUCCAGAAAUGCGUAGAGGCAGUGUUGGUGCAUCAUUUGGGCCUUACGCUAGAAAGAAGUCACCAUUGGCAGAGAGGUCUUCAGACUAUUUACCCAAGUUUUCAGAUAAUUUUAUCUCUCAAGAACAUAAGCUUCAAAGACCUGGUUGUACAGAUUCAUAUGAAAGUCCAUCGUUGCUAAGGAUACCUGUCCCUAUAGCACCUGGUGGAUCUCUAUGGCAACAUCGUUCUCCAUCAGGUCACUUAAAAUCAUCAUUUAAACCCAUACCUCCAAGAGAGGAAUGCCUACAAGGAUCUCAAGACACACAAAAAGAGGAUAUAAAGGAGGCAGAACAGCCGGGCUCUCCAAUGGCUGUCGAUCAAGAUGACGAAUCUGAGGAUAAAGUCAAAAUAUUUCACAAGAAAUUUGAUAAGCUACGAAAACACCAUAUUCACAAUAAUACCCAUGGAGAAUCAAGGCCCACAACUCCUGAUAAUUCAGCCAGUAACGGCACAAAAUCGAAUGAAAGUGCCGCUAUGGAGCCAAAAAAGAAUGAAAAGGCGAAGAAAUCGACGAUUGAGGCUCACCCUCAGUUGUUUGCUCACUUAAAUAGUCCGGUACAAAAGCCGUACAAUCCGUUCAUGAGUCAUCAACAGCUAGUCACAUCAAAUAACUUAGGACGAGAUCAAUUAUUAUUGAAUGUACCUAGAGUUAUGAAAAGUACUGUUCAAAAAUCACCAUUUGUUGAUAAUGGUGUCCCUCAGAAGUCAGAUAGUCAAAUGGAAAGUCGUAAAGAAUUUGCAGGUGACAUGGCCGAUAGAGACUUGCAUCAUUCAACCAAGCUUCACCUAAAAGAUAAAUUAUUACGCAAAUAUGACAGUACGGAAAAUCUAAGCAAAAUUGAUCAAGGUCAAGGACAUGCAUCCAAUGAAAAUGUUGCCAACCACGGCAUUGUUGAAAAUGGACAAAAUUCAGCCAUGCUUGGUGACAACCAAUCAAAUCUCUUUGCCCAGAUGCCUCGAUAUAAUGGACCACACUUGAUGGGUCCAGUUGGACAAAAUGCUCAGGGUAUGGUAUACCCACAAAUGUACCCUGGUGGCGUACCAAUGCAUCCUGCAUUUAUAGGGGCAGCUUAUAACUCUAUUCAGGCCAUGAAUCUCCUACCAGCAUACAAUCAGCACCUGGCAGGAAUGCAGCAACUUGCUCAACUCUGUGUCAAUCCACAUAAUAGAGGUGAAGGUGAAGGUCAACCUUUAAACUUAACUCGUCCUCCAUUAACCAUGCCAUCAAACAUGCCGCAAGUCACCUUGGAGGAAAUUCUUGACAGAAAGAUCAAAGAAGAAAUUAGUUCGUAAUUCUUAUUUGUUCGAUGAAACGAUUCCUGUAAACAUAUUUUAUUGUUCAGAAUUUUCUUCACAUUUUGUCAUUUCAUUUGGUUUUAAUGUAAGAUUAAAACAUAAGGGUAUUUUUUAUAUCAAAUAAUGUUCAACCUGUGAGUGAUCGAUUAUGUGAACUGAGUUAGUGAUGAGAAAUAUUGAAAUUCGAAACUUAUAGAAUAGUGGCUGCUUGUGUGUGAACAAAGAAAGUGAGUAAAUGACAGCAAUAUGGAGAGUUUGGAAAGAUAUGAUAUAGAUUUUACAACUAAUAUUCAACUUUCCAGAAAGAAAUCGCUCUUGGUAUAGAAGUGACCUACAUUGUCUUUUUAAGAAAGACAAAGAAAAGUUUAUUCUGAUAUGUUGAAUGUUUGGGCAUAAUAAAUUCAUAGAUUUUCAGUUCAUAAGACGAUGAUAAAAUCAGUAAACUAGCUUAGAACUAAUUUGUGGUUCUUUGUUGAAUACAAAAGUAACAUAAUUUUGAAGUUUAGAUUAAGAAGUUGUGAAAAAAGAUAUCAACAGCCAACUGUGUUUUGGUUAUGCUAUGUCAUUGGGUUGCUGUCUCAAAGACGUAUCUCCCACAUCUCGUUUGUUCAUAUGAAUCAAGAUCAUAGUGUAAAAGAGAUAUUUUGUUGUACUAAAUAAUGUAAAAAGUCGAAAGAAAGAAGAAAAGAUUAAAACAUUUGAAGAAAAAUUUACUGAUAUUUGAGUCCAAUAUUUUUUAUUUAUUUUAUUUUUGACAUUUCAACAUCAGUUUUGAAGAAUAAGAAAAUAAGCAUUGAAUCAUUUUUACCAUAAAAUCAAGAAAUUCAUAAUUACAAAAUAUUUGUUUUUCUUCUACCUGUUAAUUGUGAUGUAUGUGUUAAGGAAUAUUCUCGGAGGGACGAUGUAUAUAUUUAGUUGUUUUUGUGUGUAUAAGUAGUUUAUUUAAUGGUAUGAAUGCUGAUGAAAAAAUAUAUAGCAGAAACUUCAACUCUGAGCCUUCUAGCUUUACACACACUUUUUUUUUUUUAUUUGUGUAAUAUGCAAAGAGAUUUGAUGUUUUGGGUUCAGUAUUUUUAUGUUUUGCUAUAACUAUAGCAUUGGGAAACAAAACAUGGAGAAAAAACAAGAAAUACUCAUUUUUAAUAGUGAUUUUGAACUGUCAAGUUGUGAGAUAUAAUCUAAUCUGGUUAGCAGAAAAAUAUUUGUUUAAACACUUUCUUAAACAAUUCUGAUUUUUAGAAUAUUUAAGCUAUUGAAUUUAAAAAAUUAUUAAACUAUAGUGUAAAUUCACACUAGAAGAAUCUAUAAUGAUUAUUGAUGAUCAAAUUGUUGCCUUUCAAAAAUAAAAAAAAAUCAGAUCAUUGGAUAAAUUUCAAUUGCUUAAAAGGAUUCUUACCAAUCACAAUGCUUUGGUGUACACCUUAUCAAAUAUUACCCAGAAUGCAUUAAAUUCUGAAUGGGUGAUUAUUUUAAAGUUGAAAUUUCUCUGAAUAAAUGUAAAAUAUAGAACAGCAUGAAUGUCUCAGAAUUGAAAGUUUUGCAAAUUAUUUUUGAUGUUGUGUGUUGUUAGGAAAUAAUAAUAUAUUUUUGUUGUCACGUUCAUUAAAAAGAUACAUUUUAUCAUUAUUUUUAUUUAUGAAAAAGUACAAAUAUAUAUUUAAUAUUUGUGUGAAAGAUAGUCUUUGUGACUGAUAAUUUUUCAGUAGUAAGUUAUUGACAUCGUAAAUGCUGUAUAUUGCCAUAUAAAAAUAAUGGGGCUCAUGAAGGGAAACUGUAAUAAAUUAUUUUCUGGGAUUUGAUCUUAAUGCACAAAUCUCUUCAUUGUAUUUGGAGAUUUAUUUAUGUGGUGACACUCAAUGAAGUAAAAGCAAAUUUGUGUUGUAUAUUUUCAUAAGUAUUUAUUGAACGCUUGGUAAAUUGAACUGGUAUGGGCAUUGAAAGAAAUUUUUCAAAAUUCAAGCUUUAAAAUUUGAAUAUGAAAAAUUAAAAUGCAACAAUAAACAUUUCAUUUUGAUUUACAUUAAAAAAAUAUAUUUUCAAAAGAAGAAGCUUCAUAUUAGGUUGAACCUUUUAUCUAAACAGUGAGCAUAAUAUUUUUAAAUAUAUAAUUUCAUGUACGUUAAUGUCAGACCAAAGCAAUAUAUAUCUCCAGUUAAUUCAAGAAAAUAUUAAGAAAAAUAACAUAAAAUACCGCCUUGAUGUAAUAUUACUAAGCAUUAUUAUUUUCUCCACAGUAUACAUGUUUUUAUUGGUUUUUUUGCCAAAAUUAUUUUUGAGUGUUAUUUAUAUUGGUUCAUAAAUAAAUUUUCAUUUGAAAAAGGGAGAUAAUUUAGAAAAUAAAAGCCAUAUCAAGAUAAAAAAUAUGAUUUAAUGUGACCUAAUUAUAUCAUGGCUAAUUUAUUUUCAAGUAAGAAAAAAACACAUUUCAUUCUCAGAGCAAGUUCUAAUAGAAAAUUUAUAAAGGAUAUAUAGACCUAUUAAUUUCAUCCGUCCAGGAUAGUUAUAAUUGGGAUAGCUCUAAGGGGUAAACUUAAUAUUAAUUUAUUAUGACCUUAGGGAAGUAAUUGUUUUUCUUUUUCUUUUUUUAAAACAAUCCAUAUUUGAAAAAAUGUUCCUAAAUAUUCUGUAGAUAGAAAUAAGAAAUAAUGUCAACCUAGAUAUGUUCCAAAAGACAAAAGUAAAUUUGAGAAUUCUGUUUAAAAUUUAUUCACAAAUUUUGGUGAUGUGGGACUAUUUAGAGCUUGACAUAUUAUACAGACAACUGUCUCAUGUUGAAGACUGUGUUGACCUCUAAAUGUCUUUUGGUUUUUUGUGUAUGGUGGGUUGCUGUCUUAUUGAUGCAUACCCAACAUCCCUCUUCAUUCAUAUUUAUAUGCAAGAACCAUACCGGUGACUGUGUAACUGUAUUUUAUGUUAUUGCAGAGGUGCCUUUAUAAAGUUGUAUUGCAGUUGAAACAGUUAACAGAUUAUUUCUUUAUUUUAAAAAGUUGCAGACAUUAGUCAUUCAUUUACCAUUGAUUACAGUUUGUUUAAUGAUUUGAAUAGCUGUUAUUUGUGACAAUAAAAUAAAUGACUGAAGUGUGCACUUUAAAAAUGCUCAAAAACAGAAUCACAAAUCUUUCUUUUCAUCAAAAUAUUAUGAGUUAUGUUUUUGGACUUUAAUCUGAAAAUGUUCUUAAUGUAAAUAGGGUUUACCAUUUUGAUAACGGUAGGUGAACUUCUAUAGAUUUAGGGUUAAAAAAAAGUAAUUUUGAGAUCAAGCCCAGAAUAAUACAAGUAUAUUUGAUAUAUAUAUAUCUAAAUAUAUAAUAUAUUUAUGACCCUAUUGUUGUUUUUGGUCCCCUACCAUGUAAAAAUUGUUGAUAUUUUAGAUUGUUAUACCAUUGCUGGUCCUCUCAAGGUUUGACUGCAAUAGCAUGAGUCUAUGAUAAAAAUAGAAAAAGACAUGUACAAUUGAAUGUAAUAUAUGUGGUAUUCAAUUCUUGUAUGUAUUUCUUUUAUUUCAAGUUUAUUUAUAUGACUAGAAAAAAAAACACAUGAAAAUUAUAAAUUUUUGUUAAGACUUUUCAAGUUAGUUUAUAGCUUGCUUGCCUUUAGUUUAAAUGAUUGUUUUACAUGCAGUACAUACAAAAGAUUAUGUAGUGAUUUAUGUUACACUAGAAGUGGUUACAUUUAUAUUAAAUACAUUGAUUUAUAAUGAUAUAUUCAUUAACAUCAUCAAAUUUACUAAGAUAAUUCACACUAUUAUUCUAUUUGAUAUUGUUUAUUAAAGAAUUUGUUUUAGAAAUGAUUUAUGUUGAUUUUAAAUACAGUGCACACUUUUUGUAAAGUUAAAUUACAAUGCAUUUUUUCAAAUGUCUAUUGCAUUGAACUUUUGUAUAAAGUAAUUACAUUGUAUAUUGAUACACACAAAUGACAUAAGAGAUUUGUGCUGUAAAAAGAAAAUAUUAAUUGUUUAAUUCUUUUAUUCUUUAAUUCCUUGUAUCUUGUUUUACGGGAUAUAAACAAACGCAGAAUUGAGUCAUUAUAGGUAAUAGAAUAAAAUAGUCAAUUAUUUAUUUUAUAAAAUUAAAAAUGAUUAGUUAUUAAAAUACUUGUCAUUUUUUAAGGUUUAUGUUUUUUAUUCCAUUUAUUCAUUUUGUUAAUGAUAAAAAUGUGACUGUUACAGAAUUUUCAUAACACCAAUUUUCAUUUUAUAAAUGUUGUUUAGUUGUUGUUUAUAAGUAUGUGUUAUACUAUUUACUUAAUGUUUUGUUCUAGAUAUUGACCCUGUCCAUACAGUAAUUUAAUUUAUUCAGACGGAUCUAUUUUUACUUCAUUCAGUUGCUAUAUUAUGAUAAUUAAGAUUUUCAAAAGAAGUGGAAUGUUGAGAGGACGAGAGGUGGGAAACUAUCAAAUGGAAUGUCAAAACUUAUUUUCUGUCCUCAUGUUAAAGUUAAAGAAUAGUGUUGAGAGUUUAUACACCACAACCAUUCUGUUUAUACCUGCUUUACCCACCCUUUGAAAUUUAUCUGUCAACAUAGGACAUUGCAUAUGCUAAAUUCAAAAAAAUAAUACAGUGAAACCUGUCUAAACCAAACCCCUUUGGGACUUAGGAUUUUGUUUGGUUUUGGAAAAUUUUUGGUUUAAUCAGGUUCACAACGCAUAAAGUUUGAUAUGACUGGACUUAAGAACAUGUUUGGUUUAGACAGGUUGCCAUGUAACUAAUUUCAUAUGAAAACACAUGCACAAAUUCAUUUUGAUUGGCUAAAAAUAUUACUAAGUAUUUAGUCAAUAGUAAUCCAUUAUUUUUUAUAUAUUCUACAAACUGUACAGUAUUCAGUAAUUAUUUCAUUCUGCAAUGAAGACACAAUCUGGGAAAUUUAGAAACUGGAGUUGUGUUUUAAAAUGACUAAGAGAAGAAUAAUUAAACAGCAUGAUUUGUUGUUUUAUUUCAAUGAUUAACAAAUGAUUGAAUAUUUUAAAAUAAUAAUACACCUAAAAAUAUAGGAUAAAUUUUCAAAUUUAUUAAAUUAAUUAAAAUUAAAUCCUUAAAUUGCUCCAGUUCUGAUAUACAUCGCAAUGAAAUUAAAGGAUUUAAUUUUACUUAAAUUGGAAUUUAUAAAAUAAAUUGAAUGUUUAAAAAAAGAAGAGUUGUUGAUAAUCGAUUUAUAAAGUUUUCCUUGCUGACAGAUGAGGGUAUAAAGUUCUCAAUUAUCUAUUAUCACUACAAUAUACAACUAAUUUAGAGUAUGGACAGACGUUGAUAUAACAUAUCUUUGCUUCACCAGAAAAAUUUCUUUUAUUACAAUGCUUGUCAUAUAACACAUUGACUUUUUAACUUAUAAUUUCUAUAUUUUAUCUUUAACCUAACCAAAUAAUAAAUUUUGACGGUGGAUUUUUUUCUUUACCAAAUUUUCUCUUUAAUCUAAACAAACAAUAGACUUUUAGGGUAGCUUUUUUACUUCAGAUUCAGUCUGAUGUGUUGAAACACUUGAUAAUUUAUAAAUCAUUUCAUUCAAGAGAGUUUAAUAAAAUCAGCCUACUAAUAUUUUUGUAGGAUAACAAUAACUUAUGUUUUCAUUAAAAAUUAAUUCCUCUUCGUCUAGAUUUUUAAAUAUCCCUCAGUUAAAGGUAAUGGUAGAGUCGGUAGUGGAUUCAGGUGAGGGCGUACCACCUUCUUUUUGAUUGAAAAAAAAUCAUUUUUUGACAUAAAACUUUGUUUAAAUUUCACCUCAGUAUGUUAAGCACUAUUUUUAUCAUAGAUAAAUAGGACCUAACUUUCCUAGAUCCCUGGAUCCACCGCCAGAGUGAUUUUGAUCCAACUAUGAGUUCUUUAUCUCAUUUGAGAAAAAAAGAUCCUCAAGAUGGAGAACAGCAAUUAAAAGUUCUGUUGAUCUAUAAUACUGUAUAUUAUUUCUUUCAUGAAUAUUCAUCCCAAACUUUGUGUCAAUUAAAACACUGUAAUUAAUAUGAUUUAUGUAUAAGGUAUGUUGUUAUUAAAAUCUUUUGUCUAUAUUAAAUUUAAUCGAAAAACUUUAAAUUAUUUUUAUAUUAAAAAUUUCCAAUUUGUUUAAAGCAUGUCCGCUAAAAAUCAGCUAAUAGAUGUGAUUUAACAUGAAAAUAGGGUGAGAAUUAUUUUAGAAUUCAUUCUCUACAUGACAGUAUUAAAAUCUAAUGCUCAAUUUAGUUGAUUAAUCAAUUAAUCUUUUUUUCCCUUGUUAAUUUUGGUAAUUAAAUCCAUCUGUUUUGUAAAUUUCAAUCAACAAAUAAAAAUUUUACCUUAAAAAUCAACAACAGACAUUCAAUGACAUUUUGAUUUAAACCUUAAUAGGUAUUUUUGUAAGUUUACAUGUAAAUUAAAUAUAAUAAUUUGUAAAUCAUGAUAAUCUGGUUCAAAACCCUCUGCAGCCAUUUAUCCUAACAAGUAGUAGUGAGAAUAUUUUCUGGUGAAGCUGAGACACCUCCAAUAAUAUUUAUUGUGUACAGUUUAUUAUGUGGCUGUCACCACAUAUCAUUUUUUGGGGUUUGUGAUUUUUUGACAGAUGCAAUAUGAAAAUUCAGAAACUUGAUGUGAUAUUAUUCUAGUAAACAGUGCUGUGCUUGUA
This is a messenger RNA of Mytilus californianus (California mussel), 10008 nucleotides long. RefSeq names its product ecdysone-inducible protein E75-like. The transcript is spliced from 14 exons. The coding region runs from base 200 to 3418 and encodes 1072 amino acids. NCBI's taxonomy places the organism in Eukaryota, Metazoa, Mollusca, Bivalvia, Mytilida, Mytilidae. Gene Ontology annotation, molecular function: RNA polymerase II cis-regulatory region sequence-specific DNA binding; zinc ion binding; nuclear receptor activity. Gene Ontology annotation, biological process: negative regulation of transcription by RNA polymerase II; cell differentiation; hormone-mediated signaling pathway. The record is from RefSeq and is a predicted model, not a curated record.